AUGCCUGCGCACGAGCAUUUAGGAAUUAUCGUACCUUUGGAGCCCGCGCAUCUCACCUGGUUGCCAAGGGCCGUUGCUAAGGACGCCACCAAGACGUCUCCGAGCACACAGCGGACGAGUCUUCAAGAAGGGAGAAUCAACAAGAAUCAGCUGAUCGAUGCUUUCCAGUCAGCAGGUCAGCAGGUCACCAUGAAGGACCCCGGAGUGAAGCUUGACCUGUAUAACUACGACCUGCCUCAGCAUGAGUCGUGUCCUUACAUCCUGACGAGUCCCAGGUCUUUGGAGGCUUGCAAGAGGCUAGGGAUAAAGCCCGUGGAACUCCUGCCGAAAUCCAGAGAGGAGUACCAGGCCGCCCACCCGGAGAUGUCGCUGGAGGAGGCGCUGGUCGCCUUCCACCGCCAGGAGAGGAACAGACUCAAGCGUCUGCGUGAGGCGAGGGAACUGAGAGACAGGCUGCUAGUUGCUGAGGAACGCCGCGCCAGACAGGAAGCGUCGGGCGCGAGCAGAGCAGACGUCUCAGAGCCGCCUCCUCCAGGAAGGUCAUCCGAACAGGGCGAGAAAGGGGAGCGAGAGAACUCAGAACAAGAGAAGGAAGAAGGCGAAGAAGAAGAAGAAGAAGAAGAGGAAGAAGAGGAGGAGGAAGAGAGUAAGGAGAGCCUCAAGGAGGCAGGAAGGAGCGGCCCGCCCUCGCCUCCUUCGCUGACGAGGAGAGAGAGCGAGGCGUCCCACGCCAGCGCCUCGUGCAAGGAGCAGAAGGAGCAGGAGAACUUCGCCAGGAGUUUGGUGCAGCGCCAGGCAUCCACGAGCAGCUGGGAGGACGCGGAGAAGAGAGACGCCGGGAAGGACGACGGAGGAGCCGCGAGGGCGGCGAGGCCGAGGGCGAGGGCCGCGGAGGGCGCGGCGGCCGAGGCGGCUGUUUCGCCCAGGAAGCGCGAGGACGCCGUCGCGGGCUCCUCCAGGGACGCGGUCGGCUCCUCGGCGCACGACCCGGGUCCUCCGCCCCGCCUGGACCCGCGGAGGGCGGCGUGCUCGCCCGGCGCCGCGCGAAGGGCGUCUAGGACGGGCGGCCCGCGGCCCUCGAGCGCUCAGCGCGCCCGACAGGCGCCCCACAAGCCGCCCUUCGACUUGACGCCGAAGAGCCCUGCACCCAAGGACGCCCCUGAAGUCUUCACGAGGGUCCCCGGGGCGCCGUACCGAGCGGCCUCGAGCCCCAAGCCCGCCACAGGAGCCAAGAGGGCGCGGCGGCCGGCCUCGGCCACGCUCAAGAGCUCCUCGGGGCUGCUGAAGGCUCCCGCCGGUGGCGCGCUGCUGGCGAAGCACCUCACCUUCAAAGGCGUUCCGGGGGCGGCGCCCACAGGCAGAGCGACGGCACUGCGUCCGGCCAGCGCGUCGCAGGCCAGGCUGCUCAGCAGGGGAUCAGGGACGUGGCCUGGCAAGAGCAGCAGCCUCCACAGCCUCCACAGCAGCAGGAGCCGGGAUGCUGCUGCCCCUCACGCCGCGCCACAGCACCGACCUCGAAUCACUUGGGCAUCUCCGGCUGCUCGUCGUCAGGGGCACAGAAGGAGCUCCGACUCCACCACCUCGCUGGCCUCCUCCCUCAGCGAUGGCGGCGGCGGCGGCGUGGCCGACUUCCUGCUGGAGCCGCCGGGCACCGAGAGCGACGAAGGGCCUCCGUCCGCCAACUCGGCCGCCGAGUGCGACCGCCUGCCCUCCGGCGCGGCAGGAGGCAAAGCCGAGCGGAGGCUGGCGUCGCCCUGCAGGUUGGAGCCCCGCCUCCCGACGGUGGGCGUGGUGUCGCCGGGCGGCCGAUGGAGCCCCCGCAGCGACUCCACGACGCUCACGCCCGUAUCCACGCCCCGCCUGCCCCGCCGUCGCCUUCCCACGCCCGCGAGGACGCCGUGCCCCAAGACGCCCACGAGACGCCGUCCGGGGGUCCACAGGAGGGUGUCCAGCGCCCGGCCGGCCAGGAGCGCCGCGCCGCCCGUCAGGAUGUCGUUCACGGGCAGUCUGGACGAGAUAGCUGGCAUGCGGGCAGAGCGAGGGGCGUCGCUGGGUCUGGGCGGGGCGUCCUGCAGCCUGGAGCUCCCCCGCCCUCACAGCGCCGCCUCCUCCGUCGCCUCCUCCUGCGCCACCUUCAGGAUGUCGCGACCCACCUCCGGGCUGGCGAGGAGCCGCCCCUCCCGCCGCCCCGCCUCCGCCCUCGGGAACGCGCCCCGCAGCGACACGUGGAGCCCGCGCCUGAUGCCCAACCACCGCUCGAUUAGCACGGUGUCGCUCGCGGAUUCGCAAAUCCUCGCCAGGUUCAUGGACGGCCUGGAGAACACGGAGGUGCCCGCCCGCGACCUCCGGAUCCUGGAGAUGCUGGCGAUGAAGCACGAGAAGCUCUACGCCGAGGAGCAGCGGUCGCACCUCGCCCACCGCGCUUGGAACCUGCAGAAGGAGAAGGAGCAGAAGGAAGCAGCGGCGCAGUGGGCGGAGUGGCGCGCCCACGUGAACGAGAAGCGGCGCCACGAGAACGACGAGAACGAGCGGCGCUGGAGGAAGACCCAGGACACGUACCGCCAGAGCCAGGAGAAGCUGGCGCAGAUCAUCUACGGGAAGGAGCGGCGCGCCCUCGAGCUGCUGGGCGAGCAGCACGACGCCAGGCUGCGGCGCCUGGGCGAGCGCCGCGCGGCGGAGGCCAGUCGCAAGGCGGCGCAGGAGUCGGCGCUCCGGGCGAAGGAGGAGGCGGAGGAGCGCAAGCGGCAGCACCUGAUCCAGCUGUGGGAGCGGCAGCAGCAGCUGGUGGAGCAGCGGCGGCGGGAGCGGGAGGAGUUCUUCCGGAAGGAAUCCAAAGGAGGCCUCCAGGUGCCCAGACAGCCGCCUUCAUUCACACGGUCCCCUGAACGAGAGGAGAGUAGACCAGAAGGAAAAAGGGAAGAAAGAGACAUAGUGUGA
This is a messenger RNA of Penaeus chinensis, 2937 nucleotides long. RefSeq names its product serine/arginine repetitive matrix protein 1-like. The record is from RefSeq and is a predicted model, not a curated record. NCBI's taxonomy places the organism in Eukaryota, Metazoa, Arthropoda, Malacostraca, Decapoda, Penaeidae. The transcript is spliced from 17 exons. Bases 1 to 2937 code for a protein of 978 amino acids.